Molecule: messenger RNA, 2563 nt
Organism: Schistosoma turkestanicum
Lineage: Eukaryota; Metazoa; Platyhelminthes; Trematoda; Strigeidida; Schistosomatidae
Source: the annotation of a GenBank genome assembly
UAACUACAACCUUGAUAUCAUUUUAAUUCACUGCCAGAAAUGCAUCUUGUUCAGUUGUUACCGUUCACUACGUAGUUCAUCCAGAUGGUAUCGUUCCAGUCAAUAGACCACUAUGAAUUUAAAGAAAUAUUGGGAACGGGAGCGUUCUCAGAAGUCCGUCUUGCAGAGGAUCAGAGAAACCCUGGGUCAUUCGUAGCGAUCAAAUGUAUUCGCAAAAAGUACCUUUCCAAAUCCCAAAACUCAGAAUGUGCUAUCAAGGAGGCUGAGUCACGCAAAGAAUCUUUGAACAAUGAGAUUGAAGUAUUGAGAAGACUCAGGCAUCCUAACAUAGUACAGUUGUUUGAUGUUCUAGAAGAUGCGGAGUGUUACUAUCUCGUGAUGGAACUAGUUACUGGAGGAGAACUGUUCGAUCGUAUCGUUCAGAAAGGUAGUUAUACUGAACGUGAUGCAAGUGCACUUAUUCGACAAGUCUUACUAGCUACUGAAUAUAUGCACAGUCAAGGCGUUGUACAUCGAGACUUGAAACCGGAAAAUCUACUCUACUUUAGUCCAGCUGAUGAUAGUAAAAUAAUGGUAAGUGAUUUUGGCUUGUCGAAAAUAGAAAACAAUGAAUCUAUCAUGGCUACAGCCUGUGGUACACCGGGUUAUGUUGCUCCUGAAGUUCUCAGUGUUAAUGAAGGCAGUUCGGGUUAUGGCAAAGAAGUGGACUGUUGGGCGAUUGGUGUAAUUGCCUACAUUUUAUUAUGCGGAUAUCCUCCUUUCUAUGAUGAAAAUGAUCAUGAAUUGUUUCGUCAAAUACGAAUGGCUGAAUAUGAAUUUGAUUCACCAUAUUGGGAUAAUAUUUCUGACUCAGCCAAAGAUUUUAUCACUAAUCUUUUACAAAAAGAUCCAAAAAAGCGUUAUAGUUGUGCACAAGCUUUAGAACAUCCAUGGAUAGCUAGUAAUACAGCACUUGAUCGAGAUCUUUAUCCUUUUGUCAGUGAACAGAUACGUAAAAAUUUCUUAGCUGUAAAACGAUGGAAAAAAGCAUAUAAUGCUACAGCAGUACUUCAUUUAUUACGUCGUCUUCAAUUAAAUAAAAGUAAUUCUACCGUGGAAAAAUCCACAAAUUCCACCGAUUCCAUGUCAGCAUUCACAUUCGAUGAAGAAAAACUAGCAGAAAUCCAAUGUAAACAACAAUCCAAAUCGUAUUCUAUUGAUAAACCAUGUAAAUUACAAACAUCUAGUUCAUCACCAUCAUCAUUGUCUUCACCAACUCAUCCUAUUGACAAUGAUACACUUGCCUCAUUAAACAAUGGCGGCACUGAUGAGAUGAGCAACGCUGAGAAUAACAAUAACAAUAACAAUAGUACAGCUUAAACUAUGGCAUUAUAUUUAGAUAACAUGCAUAAAUUCUAUCAGAGUUAUUAUAUAUAAUCAUGAAUUAUUCAAAUUUAUUGAAAUCUUAUAAGCAAUCUUUGUGAAUCCUUAUACUCACUCAUCCAUUGAUUGCAUAUAGAUUCUAAUGUGUAAAUAUGUUGAAUGGUGGUGAAAUUAUUUGUCAGCUAUAUAAGUCAACUUUUCACGGACUUUUUUUUUUUCUUGGCUAAUAUUGAUUUUCCUCUUUAAUUUAUUUUUUAUGAAACAAUGUAUCUUUUUAUUUCUCAUCAUAUGCACUCACACACACACACAUAUAUAUAUAAAUAAAUUGAAUAUUUUCCUCAGCCUACAGCAUAGUAAAAAUAAACCAAAUUAAUUUGUUGUUCUGUUCUGUUUUUUUUUUAUAACCCAUUCAUUCAUUUCUAUUAUUACAUUCCUGCUGAGGAAAUAAACAUAUAUAUACACUGGAAGAAAAAAACUCGUAAAAAAAAAACCUUGUUAACAAUGUAUGCAUUAAUAUUUGCAUUUGUUUUCCUUCUUUAAAUUAUCAAUAUAACACAUUACACAAAUGGCGCCAUUUUGAUUUGCAUCGACCCAUACUCUUUUUUACAAUGAUUUGAAAUAAAAAAACACAAAGAGUGAAAGAAAGAUGAGAAACUAGACCAGACAGAUAACAAUGUGAAAACAAUCAUAUUGAUAAACUGAUAGUGAGUGAUACAGAGUUCUUUCCCCAUUGACUAUUACAACGUUCCAAACGUCCCAACUACUACUACUACUACUACAUUUGGGCUAGAUGUAUGUACACACAUGUGAUAGAUAUUUAUAUAUCUAUUUAUAUAUACAUAUACAUAUAUUUUUUAUUUAAUAGUUGACUCUAUUGAAAUACAAAAAAAAACGAUGUGUUGUUUCGUUUUGCCUUUAUUUUUUUGAAAGAAAUUUGUGUCUAACAUUGAAAUGUUUCCCUCUUUAUUCAUCAUCUAUUUAUUUAUUUAUAAUAAUAAUAAUAAUUAUUAUUAUUAUUUCCAUCCCAAUUCAUUUAAAUUCACACCACUAAUUUAUUUACGCUUUUUUUUUCUCCCAUUGUUUUGUUUCAUUUUAUUUUUUAGUCUAUUCAAAAUAUUCAUUGACUCCACAAGCAAACCAAUAAAAUGCAUAACAAACAGCCUUGUUGUUAUAUAACUAUUAAUAAUAAUAAUAAUAAUAA